Molecule: messenger RNA, 1155 nt
Organism: Aureobasidium musti
Lineage: Eukaryota; Fungi; Ascomycota; Dothideomycetes; Dothideales; Saccotheciaceae
Source: the annotation of a GenBank genome assembly
GUAGAGAUAUUGUACGGUCAUGAUCUGUAUUGUCGCACCCUCCCUCCCUCCCCUAGCAAGAUGUUCAGCCAGAGGCUAUUGUUCUUCGUUACGUUCUUGACCCUCGCCCUAGGCGUGCUCUCAUCGCCGCUGCAAGCGCGAGCUACCUCUAAAUGUGCUGCAAGAGACAUUGCCAUUGUCCGUCGCACUGUCAAUGAUGAGAACUACUUCUGCAGAUGGUGGCUCUCUGACAUCCGUACCAGAUCACCUUUCCUUGAAUUCACUCACCCUCAAGUCACGGACCUGUGCAAAUGCAUUUCUUCGUCCAGUACUGCUUCCAAGCCAAAGCGUGAAGAAGGCUCGGUCGAAGCUAUUCUUGAGAAGAGACAAUCUCAAGCCUCAUGUGAAGCAGAGAUGAGCAAGCAGUUCACCGAACCCUGGCACUUUUGCACCUUCUAUAAUGCAUACCCUAGAACGACAUCUCCGUUCGCUCUGUACUCUGCUAAGCAAUUGCUCACGCUUUGCAAGUGUGUAGUCACGAAGCAGACUUCGUCGGUUCCCUUCUGCUCCUCGCAGUCCACGCUUCUUGCAAGCAAGCCUACGCUGCUGUCGCAGGCUUCAGAGUACUGCACGUCGCUUCUGAGACCUACUGUUUUUGCAGUGAAGACAAUUACAAAGGGUAGUACCAUCAUGAAGACCAAGACACAAGGAACUUCGAUUGCUUCUCUCACCUCGACCAUCAGACGCGCAUCGACUGUCAACGAGAUCAGCACAGAGAAAGUCAUUCAGUCUGUCACGGCGAAAUCUACUGCUACCAAGACCAGCAUUGUCGUCCAGUAUAUUGACACCACGAAUCUUGGCACGGUCUCUGUAGCUAUUGACACAAAGACGAGUGUACAGACCGUCAAUGUGGCAGAAGUAGGCACUCAAACAGUCGAGAUCGCAAGCUUGGCUCGUAGAUAUACACCCGCUCCGCUUGCCGUGCCCUCGUUCUGGAAGACUCUCGCACCUUCCCAGGCUACUCAAGCAUGCAACUGCAUCAUGAAACCCGGAUCUCUGAAGCCGGCCACAGUCUAUACUUCAUACACGACAACACUGAGCACCACAACAAGCUUCACUACCAAGCAAGCUCAAAACUCUCAGGAGCACCUCGCGAGCUACUUUGACGACUUCUAA